Molecule: messenger RNA, 1994 nt
Organism: Thunnus maccoyii (southern bluefin tuna)
Lineage: Eukaryota; Metazoa; Chordata; Actinopteri; Scombriformes; Scombridae
Product: homeobox protein Hox-D4b-like
Exons: 2
Coding region: 1-765 (254 amino acids)
Biological process (GO): regulation of transcription by RNA polymerase II; anterior/posterior pattern specification; embryonic skeletal system morphogenesis
Cellular component (GO): nucleus
Molecular function (GO): DNA-binding transcription factor activity, RNA polymerase II-specific; RNA polymerase II cis-regulatory region sequence-specific DNA binding
Source: RefSeq, a predicted model, not a curated record
AUGGAGUCCUACGUGGUGAGCUGUAAAUAUGCUGAGCCGCAGUUCCCGCCUUGUGAGGAAGAUUACAGUAAUUUUAGUGACCAAGGGGGGUAUUACAGCAACCCCCAGGACAGUGGUAGUUAUGGAAGGGGCUACCAGUCAAUGCAGCCCCCUCCGCCUCCCUACACACCACAACAAACCGGCUAUCAACACUCUUUGCAGGGGCAUCACCGGGAGGAUGGAGUGGACCACUCGCAGCCCCAAAGUGCGCCCUUCCCCGGACACAGAGACACAGAUGCCCCUGGUAAGGAGAGGUUCUCCGUGGGUGACCUACAGUGCCAGGCCUGGAUGACCUGUGCAAAACCCGCUCAGGUGCAGAGGAAAACGGCCUGCCAGGGUAAAGACAAGCCGCCUAUUGUUGUCUACCCGUGGAUGAAGAAAGUGCACAUCGCUCAGGUUAAUCCGAACCACAUGGGUCCUGAACCAAAGCGGCUGCGGACCGCUUACACGCGCCAGCAGGUUUUGGAGCUCGAGAAGGAGUUCCACUUCAGCCGCUAUCUCACGCGCCGCCGCCGAGUCGAGGUGGCUCACGCGCUCUGCCUAUCCGAGAGGCAGGUGAAGGUGUGGUUCCAGAACCGGCGCAUGCGCUGGAAGAAAGACAACAAGCUUCCCAACACCAAAGGACGCAGCAAAAACAAGAAGGCAACGGACAACAACAAUAACAACAACAACAACAAUAAUAACAACAGCAGUGAGAGUAGCAUCAAGGCAGUGAUCGCUGUCUGAAAACUUAAUAUGGGACGGCCGUGAGAGGCAGCCAUGUUAGCACCUUCAUACUCCAAAACAUAUGUUGCAAAAUUGAUCCAAUGUGUACGGAAGAGGAUUAGGGCCACAUGUGAAACAUUCAUUUGAGUUUAAAGUCAGAAUGCUGAGAUUAAAUUCUGACUUUAAACUCAAAUGGAUUUUUCCACAUGUGUCCCUAAUCCCCUUCCGUAAAGGUGUCUGCAGUCCUGAAACAAUCCUAAACUGUUCAUCCAUCUGUGUGUUGAAAAGUCUUCAAUGUAGCCUAUUUUGUCUUAUAUUUUAAUUCUUAGCCUGUUUCUGUUAUAUAUAGAGAGAGUUUACAUCCAAUUUUAGUCUUCACAUUUAAUUCAUUAAUGAAUGUCUUUGAUUUCUGGUGAAAUUGGGGGAAUUGUUUCAUAUUUAUAAAGCCGAUUUUAAAAUGCGUAAAAGCAUGGUGCCUAUUGGUUGCAGUGUUGCCAAACUCUCCCUGGAGAGAUUGUGUCUCUUUUGGAGAAAACAGGGUUUUUAUUUCUACAGGGUAAACAUAAUACAGGGUUGUUUUUUUUUAUAAUAGCUACCUAGAAGAUGAAAUAGCCUAACUUAUGAAUAUGCACAUUACCAAAAUGUUGUUUCCACAAACUGGCGCUUAACAGGGAAAACAAAAACAACGAACUUCCUACGAUACCUGACACACCAGAAACACCAAAUUGCUCUGCGGCUGACCUGCAGGAUGGUUGGACAACGAAUGUAGCUUUUGUUUUGUACAUACAGGAGCAGCCAAAAACAAUGCAUAUUUAGUAGGAUAAGUAGCCAUAUCGUGCUGAAAUUCUCAUCUCCAACGAGUGAAUACAUCUUUAAUAAUUUAGGGGGGAAAGUAAAAAGAAAAUACGCACGGGGAUAUAAAUAAAUAAAGAAUCGAAAAUGCAAACAGCCAAAUUGGAGGUAGAGGUUUCUAAUGCACGACACUGACUUAAAAUCCAACUUCUUUUCUCAGGGUUACAGGGUUUUAGCGAACAUGACGUUUGUUAUUUUAUUCAGCACCAAGAGGUUUAAAAUAAUCCUCUCUGAAAUAGCAUAAUGAUGCAUUUUCAAAGAAUAUGUUCUCUCUUUGAUUCCAGUUUAAUAUGCUAUUGAUUUCUAUUAUAGCCUACGUCAGUACUUAUUUUCAUUUGUAGCCUGUUAUUUAGAAGCAUAUUUUAUUAUCUGUAGCAAACAUCAUCUAUGUUCUUUUG